Perkinsus marinus ATCC 50983 is the source of this 552-nucleotide messenger RNA. Its product is annotated as U3 small nucleolar ribonucleoprotein IMP3, putative. The record is from RefSeq and is a predicted model, not a curated record. Gene Ontology annotation, molecular function: structural constituent of ribosome; rRNA binding; snoRNA binding. Lineage: Eukaryota; Perkinsozoa; Perkinsida; Perkinsidae. Gene Ontology annotation, biological process: rRNA processing. The coding region runs from base 1 to 552 and encodes 183 amino acids. Gene Ontology annotation, cellular component: Mpp10 complex; small-subunit processome; small ribosomal subunit. The transcript has 5 exons.
AUGAGACAAUUGAAGCCCCAUGAGCAGAAGCUUUUGCGGAAGGUCAACCUGUACCAGUGGAAACGGGACGACAACAACGUCCGAGAGGCGAAGAUUAUCCGGAAGUAUGGUAUCCAGGACAGAGAGGACUACACUAGGUAUAAUAAACUGUCGGGUUUGGUGACGAAAGUAGUAGCGCAGUUGAGGAAGCUGCCUGCUAGCGAUGAAGAGCGUAUCAAAAUGACUGAGGUUCUCCUCGACAAAUUGUACACUAUGGGAGUCAUUGCUACUGCAUCAUCACUGGACAAGUGCGUGGAGCUCUCGGCCUCAUCCUUUGCUAGGAGGAGACUUUCAGUGGUUGUAACUCGAAACCACUUCACUGAGCAGGUUUCACAAGCUAAUCGAUAUAUAGCGCAGGGCCAUAUUUCCAUCGGUCCUGAUGUUGUUACUGAUCCGGCAAUGCACGUCACAAGGGAGAUGGAAGACUGUCUGCAAUGGAGUCAGGGCUCUAAGGUCAAGCGUAACGUUAUGGAGUUCAACGAGGAGCUGGAUGACUUUGAGCUUAUGGGCUGA